ACAAUAAACGUCAUGAUGCUGAGCUGCUAAGAGGAAAUGCUGGCCCGCUGGCUGCUGAGAAGAACUUGUGUUUUUUCACCUCCUACAGAGCAGAAAGGCUUUGUACAAAUCAAUAUGGAUUCAAUACCGUGUGGCUCGUCUGCUGGGACUUGAAUGUCAGUCUGACAGAAGCAACAUAGCUUCACUUAUGGCCAGUCUGGAAAGAAACAACAGAAUCCUGCUCGAUUUGGUGCGACAGCCAGGUAACAACGUCUGUGCCGACUGCGGGGCUCCUGAGCCUGACUGGGGCUCCUGUACUCUUGGUGUGUUUGUGUGCCUGAACUGUUCGGGGUUACAUCGUAAUUUGCUCACCCUCAACAGAGUGAAAUCCAUCCGCCUGGAUCUCUGGGAGGAUUCACUAGUCAAGUUCAUGCAGGAAAGGGGGAACUCUGCAGCCAAAGCCAUUUUUGAAAAGUGUGUCCCUGCUUUCUACUACCGGCCACAACAGAAGGACUGCAUAGUUCUUAAAGAACAGUGGGUCCGAGCCAAGUAUGAAAGAAAAGAAUUCACCGGAGAAAACUGCUUCCAUCGGCAGGCUUACAGCUCAGACAUGUUUGAGGCUAUACUGUGGAAGAAGGGCAAAGACAAGAAGCAGUUUCUCAAGAGGAUCUUCCUGCUGUCCCGGAAAGACUUCACCCUAAAGUACUUCAUUAAAGAGGAUUCCAAGUCUCCCAAAGCUGUCAUCUCCAUGAAGGACCUGAAUGCAGUUUUCCAGCCAGAGAAAAUCGGUCAAGCUCACGGCCUGCAGAUCUCCUACCUGCAGGACGAACGCACGAGGAAUCUGUUUGUGUAUCACGAGAGUGGACAUCUUAUUGUGUCCUUUUUCAAUGCUAUACGGGCAACACGCUUGUCUUACCUCCAGAAGAAAAAUCCCACUCUUCAAACCAAUGAAUUAAUACCUCAGAUUACAAGACACUGCCUGAAGGAGGGAUACAUGGAGAAAACCGGCCCAACGCAACGGGAGCCCUUCAAGAAGAGGUGGUUCACGCUGUGCUCAUUAAACAGGAAGCUCCUUUACUUCAAAACUCCUCUGGACGCCACAGAGCUGGGCGCUGUCUUCAUCGGCACGGAGGGCCACAGUUACUCUGUUUCAGAGUUCAGCGGGCGGAGCUCGAGGGGAGGCCGCUGGCACUGUGGCAUCACGCUGGAGACUCCGGGCAGGCAGUUUAUGUUCAUGUGCGAGCUGGAGCAGGAGCAGAAGGAGUGGCUGGAGGCCUUCACAAAGGUCAUCUCUAAGCCCAUGACCCCUGAGGACUACUCUAAUGAAGCCACCUUGAGGAGGGGGAAAUGAAGAUCCUUUUGGGACAGAAGGGGCCGAUGCCUUACU
Messenger RNA from Labrus mixtus (cuckoo wrasse), 1366 nucleotides. RefSeq names its product arf-GAP with dual PH domain-containing protein 2-like. The record is from RefSeq and is a predicted model, not a curated record. Gene Ontology annotation, biological process: positive regulation of GTPase activity. Gene Ontology annotation, molecular function: GTPase activator activity; phosphatidylinositol bisphosphate binding. Lineage: Eukaryota; Metazoa; Chordata; Actinopteri; Labriformes; Labridae. The coding region runs from base 188 to 1330 and encodes 380 amino acids. The transcript has 11 exons. Gene Ontology annotation, cellular component: plasma membrane; intracellular membrane-bounded organelle.